UUUAGAAAGGUUAUAGGUAAGAGGCGCACGUGAUCGAUGUCGCUAAUGAGUAGAGCUUUGGGUCGAGGACGAGCUAUAUAUAAUAUUUGUUAUUGAAGAGGAAACCGUCAUUUAUUGUAGUCAGAGUUGGCAAUAAAUCUUGGCAUUGUUUAUUUACAACUAAGUCCACAUAUGAUAUAUCUAACACUGUGUAACGAUGGCCAACCAUAAGGUCAUUCCAGAGGAUUUUAACCCAAACAUGGAUCAGUUCGCGGAGUAUGUGUCCUACAAAACUUGGCUGCACAACAACAAUUUCACGUAUUUACUUCAACCAUCGUACAAUUUUUCUGGAGCAGACGACAUCUUAAGGGAAUUUGAGGCCAGUUUUUACACGUUUAGUAAUUAUACGACUGUUAUUCUGUUGACGUUGUACAUUCCUACGUUUAUUGUUGCCCUUGUGGGAAAUAUAUUGAUCAUCUUGACAGUGUUCGCAGAUACACCCGUUAGGAAAACCAAAAAUUUUUACCUGAUAAAUCUGGCUGUAUCAGAUCUGUGCAUUACACUAUUUUGUAUGCCUAUUACGGUUGGAACAAUUGUGUAUAGAAUGUGGGUCUAUGGAGAGUUCCUGUGCAAGUUUACAGCUUUUCUACCAGGUGUAGCUGUAGCCUCCAGUAUUUUUACACUAACUGCCAUGAGCAUCGACCGUUACAUCUCCAUUCAACAUCCGACUAGAAACCACUGGGUGACCUCUCCGGCUCAAGCAGUUGGGAUUAUCUUCGGCACCUGGUUGGUAUCCAGUAUUUUAAUGGGUCCAAUCAUGUACAUCCGCCAAAUUGACACUUUGUCUAUCCCAAAUAUGGCACCAAUGAAAUUCUGUAUCGAAAACUGGCCACAAGAUUACGACCGACAGGCUUUCAGUAUUUUUCUCCUUUUUGUGAUCUACGUCAUACCAAGUUUUACGUUAGCCGUCUGCUACGGUCAUGUGGGGCGUGCUCUUUGUACCAAGGAGUUGAUUCGUGACACUUCCGACAGUUCCACAGAGAGACUUUUUUCCCGAAAGAAGGCUGCAAAAAUGCUCAUUCUUCUUGUAAUUAUUUUUAUGAUUUGUUGGUUGCCAUAUAACAUUUUAUCAUUGUCUAUUGACCUUACGCAAAGAAGUGGUUCUCUCUCCAUGCUGCCCUUCUCGCUGUGGCUAGGCCACGCCCAUAGUGCUAUUAAUCCUGUCAUGUACUGGUCCCUGAAUCGCAGGUUCCGUGAUCGAGUAAGGGGCCUAAUGAAAUAUAUCAGAAACAGUAAUGCGUUUAUGUCCAAUCCUGGGCCAGAAUUUGUGUAAACAGUUGUAAAAUUCCUCUUAAUUGGUCAACUAAUGUAACAUAAUUAAAGCAGGAAUCAAUUUAAUGAGUUCCUUUAGAAAAUUUAUUCUAACAGAAUUCUCACAAAAGCUGAUUAUCAAAUUAUUGAGUCUAUACUUGGUCCAUAUAUGUUUUAACUAUGGGUAUGUACAUAUGAUAGUGUAUUGACAAAGUGGGCAUUCAAUUCCUUUCUGCCUCUAAAAAUGUAAAAUAUAAUGUUUUGUUAUAUCUUUUAAAGUAUCACUUCGAAGGUUUCUUAUCAGCUGUAUAUACUGAUCUGGUGGUAUCCCCGUUACGGUUCAUGUUUUCUAAAGAUACAAACAAUCGUUAUGUUCAUCCAAUUUUAUUUUUUGUAUGUUUUAUUUUAUGUUUGAGUAUGAUCUAAUAAUAAUGAGAAGAUAAUAUUUUCUUAUCUUAUAUAAAGAAAAAUAAUGCGACUUGAGGGACAUCUUUGCGCUCUGUGGCCUAGUUUAAUAUUUAUAUGAUCCAGGGUAUGAGGCUUAGUAACAUAUUCUGUGGCCCAAAUGAUUUGUUUAGAAACGACAGUUUCCUAUGUUUUAUUGAGAUCGUUAUGAUGAAAAUUAUGUCAAGGUAUUACUACUCGAGAUAGGGUAUGUGUGCCCUUUAAUAUACACCUGAUACAACUUUCAAUUGUUGGAAUUUACAGAUGUGUAGUCCAUUUGCUGUCGUUACUAGAUUGGACGUUUGUUUUAUUUUUGAGAUUUGUGAUAUAACUCUACCAAAUUAUGAUUUGAGAUUAAAUUAUUGUAAAAAGUUGAAUAAUGUAUUUGAAAAUAAUAUAACAUUAGUGUAAAUAUGUAAUAUAUUAUAUUGUCUGUAUUGUAACCGGUGAUAAUUAUAUUAAUUCUAGUACAUAGAUUAGGUUAUCGCACGAUAGUAAUUGAUUAUGUUACUAAAUGCUACUAACCAAGGGAUUGAUUAACAUGGGUUUUGCCGUGUACAGUUUCUGUCCAAGUUGAAAUAAUUAUGCGCUAAUAAUAUUAUAUACUUAAACGAAGUAGUAAUACCAGUCGAUUUAUUUAUAAAGUGAUAAUAUUUUUCGCUACUUUAUUUUAUAAAUUGUAUAAAUCAAUAGUAUACCAUUCGUUUGGCUAUUUUUGUAAUAGUGCCACUUUAAAGGGUUGUUUGGGACAGUGAAAACUAAUUAAGAUUGAAAUACAAUUUCUUUUUAUUUUUUGAUGAAUUUUACAUGGAAUUGUUAUCUAGCCAACUUUAUAUCCACAGUCAUAAUCGAAAUGUUUACAUUGAUGGAAACCAAUUUUCUUUGUCCAACAUGUAGAUCCUAAGCGUUUGAUAGGUAAAACUUUCGACCACCCUGCUGUUAUCUCACGUAGAAUAAUCUCCUGUCCUGCUCUUGAUAUUCUUUAGAUUCGAGAAUUCCAAUCAAAUAUGAACAAUGUCGUGACCUAAGUGAAAGUGAAACGUCCUAAAAUAUGCCUAUAAUUUUUGAUAUUUGUGGGAAUAUAUAGUGUGUUGUUGAAUAAAGCCAAUAGACGGUUUCACAAUAUUUAAAUUGUUUUUUUUUAAUAAUUUGUUAUUGUUUAAAGUUAAUUUCUUUGUUACAUGCAUGAACAUAAUCCAAGACCAAACACUAUUACUUAUUUUGUAAGAUAUAUAAAAAUCAAAAUGUGCAUUUUUAUUUCAAAAUUGUUUUAGUGGAUAUCAGGCUCUCGCAUGGAACAUUUGGCAAAGAGCUGCUGUAGGAUAGGUUUCAUGCAUGCAAUGAUAGAAUAUUGUCUCUCGCUUGUUAACAGUGCCUUACGAAAGCUUAAUAUUGCUCAUGAUGCCAAGUUAUUUAAAUUAUUCUUCUGUAGAGUUAUUGAGCAGUAUAAAUUGUUGCAUUUCCAUAUUUCAUUUCUAUGUAAGCCCCGUGGACUGUUUUAAGAUUGGUUAUGUCUGUUAGUCUGGUAUGUGUUUGAAGAAUUUGUGUUAUACAGUUCAUGAAAUUAUAUAAUUUGCUAUGUUAUAUGUAAUGUGGGAAUAAGUCUCUCUUUUGUUAAAAAUGUUUAUAUAUACUCGUGUGUCCUAUAACUUGUGGAAAUAAAG
Messenger RNA from Patella vulgata (common limpet), 3398 nucleotides. Its product is annotated as QRFP-like peptide receptor. Gene Ontology annotation, cellular component: membrane. The coding region runs from base 197 to 1312 and encodes 371 amino acids. Lineage: Eukaryota; Metazoa; Mollusca; Gastropoda; Patellidae. Gene Ontology annotation, molecular function: G protein-coupled receptor activity; peptide binding. Gene Ontology annotation, biological process: G protein-coupled receptor signaling pathway. The record is from RefSeq and is a predicted model, not a curated record. The transcript has 3 exons.